Molecule: messenger RNA, 1239 nt
Organism: Lolium rigidum
Lineage: Eukaryota; Viridiplantae; Streptophyta; Magnoliopsida; Poales; Poaceae
Product: putative glutamine amidotransferase GAT1_2.1
Exons: 3
Coding region: 1-1239 (412 amino acids)
Cellular component (GO): cytosol
Molecular function (GO): hydrolase activity, acting on carbon-nitrogen (but not peptide) bonds, in linear amides
Source: RefSeq, a predicted model, not a curated record
AUGACUUCCUCCGCUGAUUUCUCCCGGAUCCUCCCCCGCGUGCUCAUCGUCUCCGGCCGCACCGCCCACGGGAGGAGGUUCAUCGGGGACUAUCACCUACACGGCGCGGUGUCGAUCAUCGUGCCACGGGUGUCCGGUGUGCAUGAGAUGCUCGACUCUUUGGAGCCCAUCCACGGCGUGCUUCUGUGCGUCGGUGAGGGCGGAGAUGACGACCUGUCACCGGAGCAGCUCGAGGCCACGAGGCGCCUCCACCCGAGCGACGCCGCCGAACAAGACUCCAUGGAGCUCCUCGCGUGCUGCUGCCUCGAGCGCAACAUACCGUUCCUCGGCAUCCGCGGCGGCUCGCACGUCCUCAACGUGGCCUGCGGCGGCUCUCUCUACAAGGACGUCGAACGCGAGCUCAUGCCCUCUGCCGCCAUCCGCCACAUCGACUAUGCCGACUAUGACGGGCACCGGCACCAGGUGCGCGUCCUCCCCGGGACACCUCUGCAUGACUGGUUCGCGGACUCCCUCGACAAUCAAGCUAUGAUGGUGAGCAGCUACCACCGCCAGGGCGUGAGGCGGCUGGCGGAGCGGUUCGUGCCGAUGGCGUUGGCGCCGGACGGGCUGGUGGAAGGGUUCUACGACCCCGACGCGUACAGCCCCGGCGAGGGUCAGUUCAUCAUGGGUUUACAGUUCCAACCGGAGCGCAUGCGCAAGGCCGACGGGUUCGACUACCCCGGCUGCCCCAAGGUCUACAAGGAGUUCGUCCGCGCAGCGGUCGCCUACCAGGAGAUGCAGCUGAACGUGACAUUGUUGCCCCUGACGCUCGGGGAGAAGCUGGCACAUGUAUCCCGUCGUAGAAGGUGGACUGUGGCUGUCAUUGUCCAGAUUUUGUGCCCUGUAGGCGUGACCUCGUCUCUGGUGUACGCCUACACCCCUUCCUUCUUCAGCAGCGUCCCAUGGCGGCUGCCGCUGCUGCUCUCGUCCGGCGUCUACUGGUCGCUGCUGUUCCUGAUCAGGUCCUACGCGGAGUUGUUCCUGCCGUGCACGCCGAUGACCGUCGUCGAGAAGCUCUUCGGCAUAGGACUGUGGGGCAUUGGUCUAGGCGUUAUCACUCUAAUGUUGAGCAUCGUCCUAGGCAUCUCCGUCAAGGACACCCGUGUCUUGGCGGGAUGCACCUGCGUCGUCGCUGUGUUCGUCAUCGGGCUCGCAGCGUUCUGGGUGUGGCUUGCUCGCACGUACGGCGGAGUUAACUGA